AUGUUGACGCUCUCACGCCAGCUCGUCUGCUUGGUCGUUCUCGCCACAGGGGCUUGCUCUGCGCCGAGUGGCAGCUCAACCUCCUCGUUAACAUCUUCCCCACCGGAGACUUCGAGCGCUUCCACCUCCGUGUCGAGAGAAACUCGUACAGUCUCUCCCGCGUCUACCGCAAGCAAUGCUCCAGCCUAUACACUAGAUGCAGACGGUGCGAACAUCCUGGGACCGAUGAACAUCCCACUCGCGCAGCAGAAUCCCGACGUCAUCGCGCCUCCGACGACUGAUCAUGGCGUUGUACCAAACGCCAAGUGGCCCUUCGCGCUCAGCCAUCAGCGCUUGCAAAGCGGUGGCUGGGCUCGUCAGCAGAGUAUACACGAGAUGCCUGUCGCGACCCCCCGCUCUUUAGAGAUGGAUAUGCGGUUGAAGGCUGGGGCUAUUCGGGAACUGCAUUGGCAUCAGAACGCCGACUGGGCAUACGUUCUCAAGGGAUCGACUCAAAUCAGUUCAAUGGACGAAAACGGGAGAAACUAUCUGGCCACAGUGGGACCGGGUGAUCUUUGGUACUUCCCGCCUGGAAUUCCUCAUUCCCUGAAAGCCACUGCAGAGUCGGACGAGGGUAGCGAGUUCCUCCUUGUCUUCGGCAACGGCUCUUUUAGCAUGGGUUCGACCUUCUUGCUCACAGAUUGGCUGUCCCGUGUGCCCAAAGGAGUUAUCGCGAAGAACUUUCAGCUCCCGCAAUCGACAUUCGACACGAUACCCAGUCAGGAGCUCUAUAUUUUCCCUGGAGAUGCCCCAGAUCCCAAUGCGUCUGCAUCUCCAGAUCCUCAAGGAGAGGUUCCCCAGGCCUUUUCCUACCCAUUGUCUCAAGUUGCACCUCAGAACCUGAACGGCGGACCUGUUAAGAUCGUAGACUCAACGAGAUUUCCGAUAUCGAAGACGAUCGCCGUCGUGGAAUUCACAAUCGAACCUGGUGCCAUGAGAAAGUUGCAUUGGCAUCCCACGCAGGAUGAGUGGUCAUUCUUCCUGUGUGGAAAUGCUCGGAUGACCGUCUUCGCUGCCGAAAGCAAUGCGCGUACUUUCGACUACCAGGCUGGUGACAUCGGCUAUGUGCCGGCUGCGCUGGGACAUUACGUCGAGAAUAUCGGCAACGAUACGCUUCAUUUUCUUGAGAUACUCAAAACCGGUAUUGGCUGGCCAAUAAGUACGCCACCUGCACUCGUCAAGGCUCAUCUCGGGCUUCCGGAAGAGGUGAUUGCUGGACUGGUCAAGACGAAGCAAUAUGUAGUGGGCUCUUCGGCUUGA
Messenger RNA from Stereum hirsutum FP-91666 SS1, 1299 nucleotides. RefSeq lists its product as uncharacterized. Bases 1 to 1299 code for a protein of 432 amino acids. NCBI's taxonomy places the organism in Eukaryota, Fungi, Basidiomycota, Agaricomycetes, Russulales, Stereaceae. The transcript is spliced from 18 exons. The record is from RefSeq and is a predicted model, not a curated record. Gene Ontology annotation, biological process: oxalate metabolic process.